Molecule: messenger RNA, 1392 nt
Organism: Leptosomus discolor (cuckoo roller)
Lineage: Eukaryota; Metazoa; Chordata; Aves; Leptosomiformes; Leptosomidae
Source: RefSeq, a predicted model, not a curated record
GCACGCAUAACACUGAGGCUCCUUCUUCUCUCUCUGCAGGAACAUGACAUUGAGACAGCUUUCGGAGUGGUCCAUGUCACCAUGCGGGGCACACCCAAGGGGAACAGACCUGUCAUCCUCACAUACCAUGACAUUGGCCUCAACCACAAAUCCUGUUUUAACGCAUUCUUUAACUUUGAAGACAUGCAAGAGAUCACUCAGCAUUUUGCUGUGUGCCACGUGGAUGCACCAGGCCAGCAGGAAGGAGCCCCCCCAUUCCCAUCUGGGUACCAGUAUCCCAGUAUGGAUGAACUGGCUGAAAUGCUGCCCACUGUUCUGACACACCUGAACCUGAAAAGCUUCAUCGGGAUUGGACUGGGAGCUGGAGCUUAUGUCCUCAGCAAGUGUGCACUCAGCCACCCCGACCUGGUGGAGGGACUCGUUCUUAUUAAUGUUGAUCCAUGUGCAAAGGGCUGGAUUGACUGGGCAGCAUCCAAGUUUUCAGGCUGGACAACCAACAUAGUGGAUAUUGUCUUGGCGCAUCAUUUUGGCCAUGAGGAACUGCAGGCAAAUCUAGAUUUGAUCCAAACAUACAGGCUUCAUAUCGCACAGGACAUUAACCAAGACAACCUUCAGCUGUUCCUCACCUCAUACAACAGUCGUAGAGACCUGGAAAUUGAGAGACCAGUUCUUGGCAUCAAUGAAAAUACUGCAAAAACACUCAAGUGCCCUGCCUUGCUAGUGGUUGGUGACAACUCACCUGCUGUGGAAGCAGUGGUUGAAUGCAAUUCACGUCUUGACCCAACCAAAACUACCCUUCUGAAGAUGGCCGACUGCGGGGGCCUGCCCCAGGUGGUUCAGCCUGGCAAGCUGACUGAAGCCUUCAAGUACUUUGUGCAGGGAAUGGGCUACAUGCCAGCAGCCAGUAUGACCAGGCUGAUGCGCUCCCGUACUCACUCCUCCUCUAGUGUGGGCUCUGGCGAGAGCGUCCGCAGCCGAUCUCACACUAGCAACCAUGGUGAAGGAAGUGCUGGAACCCCAGAAGGAAUUGACCUCCAGGAUGCAUCUCAAACCAUGGAAGUAUCCUGUUAGGCAGGAGCCCCUCUUCUGGAUUCAGACAACGCCACUCGCCCCCCACUGAACCCACUCAGAAUCUAGCAUUUCAUCCAACAUGGCAUUAACUGUUCUCUCUAACUUGUGCAUGCCCAUCUGAGCUGCCACCUCCUUGGUAGUCUGUACUUGGCAUUACUUUGGUCCUUUCUGUAUGCCCUUGGCAUCAGAGCCUCUUUAAAACUCGUUAACAUUCCGCGGUCUUAGUAAGUCAUGUUACUGUACAUGCUGACACCAUCUCCUGUCUGUGCUGUGUAUCAAUCCAGAUGACAGCCGUUGUCUCCCCUGUUCAUUUAAAUAUAA